Sphaerodactylus townsendi is the source of this 7196-nucleotide messenger RNA. It is a transcript of the gene BLTP2, whose product is annotated as bridge-like lipid transfer protein family member 2. The record is from RefSeq and is a predicted model, not a curated record. NCBI's taxonomy places the organism in Eukaryota, Metazoa, Chordata, Lepidosauria, Squamata, Sphaerodactylidae.
CUUCCUGGCCGGCCUCCGCCGCGCGCGCUCCCGCCGGCCCCUCCCCGGCGCUGGCGGCGACGGGCGGUUGGAGCAGGCUGGCGGCCCGCGGCUCAUGGCUGCGCCGGCGCUGGGCGUCUUGCUGGGGGCGCUGCUGGCGCUGCUGGGCGGCCUCUACCUGGGCAGGUACCUUCUCUACAUCCUGAUCAUCAACUGGUGCCGCCGGCGGCUCCAGGCUGAGUUGAAGAUCAGCUCUUUCGGGUUUUUCUGGAUCCACAACCUCAGCCUAAAGUUCCAGGAAGAACAGCAGACAGUGGAAAUUGACAGUAUCUGGGUCUCCAGUAAGCUCUUGAACCAUGAUGUGCCGCGCUACCUGGCGUUGUGCUUCGGAGAUGUGCGCAUCCGCAUGGACCUCCAGAAGGCACCUGGGUUUCAGCCGCCCGCACUCGAGGGGCCGACACAGGAAGAUGCUGAGCCGAGCAAGGUGCUAUCCCUUGGGCCCUCUCUUCUGCGACUGCUUAGCCAGCUGUUCUCUGUUCACGUGAAUUCCGUCAACAUCAUGGUCCUGCAUGUGGCAGCGUCCGAGUCUCUGUGGCAUGUUCAGAUCGCAAGAACCUCCCUCCUUCUGGGCUGCGAUGGCCGAUGUAUGGCCUGUGAGGUGACCUUCAGUCAAGUGAACAGCAAAGUGCUCAAGAGCAGCCAACAGGUGAGAGAGCAGCGUAAAGCGAGCCCUGCGGUGGAGUCUGGUGGCUGGUACCGCUGUUGGAAUUGCAAAUCCAAAACAGGCCCCUACCCCAGCUCACCAACCUCAGCUGAGGUGUCUCUGGCGCUCACCGUCUCCCUGGACAUCUGCAUGAGGAAAAGGCAGCUGCAGGGGGUGGCCGUUGGAGUCUGGGGCACCCACGCUGAGCUGCAUGAGGGGCUGUUCCUCAGCGAGCUUCUAUGGAGAAUAGGAGGCAGCACCACAGAGGCCGCAGAUCCCUUGAAAGAUCCUGAGCUGCCCCCGUCGACGCUGAGCUUGGCCAGCCUGCAGUACGCGCCCUCCGGGGUGAGGGUGGAGCUGGAGAACACCACCGUGGUCCUCUCCAUGAACAGUCAAAAGAGGCACCUCACCUGGACCUUGAAACGGCUGCAGUUCGUGUCCCAGUGUGACCGGGAGCAGAUGCCUCUCCGCAGCUUCACACCCAGCUGCGACUUGCCCCAGAUGAACGUCGAGAUUGUGCUAGAAGAUGGGUUGCUUCUCUCUCAAAGCCGCCAACGGAUCGUGUGUCUCAGCAUGCUUCAAGCGAGCUUGCAGGUUAUGGCCAUAGAUAUCUCAGUAGUCGUGACGCUCAACACUUGCAUUGUCCACUACCGACACCAGGAGUUUUCGCAGUGGCUGGCUAUGCUUGCUUUAGCCCAGCAGCAAGCCUGGUUGCCAACUCCGGCCAGCAGUGGUGGCGGCGGCAGCAGAAGGAUGCCUCAGAUCCUGGCGACCAUCAUCCUCAGUGCCUCGAUCUCCAACGUCAGCCUUUCCGUGCAGCUGGGAGACAUGCUGCCCUUUGCCUUUGGCUUCCACUCCGUCUCUGUAGAUUACCAGCACCUGCGCCCUCAGAGCGUGCACCAGCGGGCUGUCCUGGUGGUCGACCACUUCUGCUGGCGCGUGGGGGCUGACUCGCACAUCCAGCGGGCCCCGCACCCUCCGAACAUGCAUGUGUGGGGAGAGGCCCUCAUUCUUGACUCUUUCAGCGUGCAAGGCAGCUACAACCAACCCCUGGGCACCUCCAGUGCCCACGCAGACACCCUCUUCUUGGACUGCACCCUUCGUGGCCUGCAGGUGGAGUGUUCAGACACCUGUUUGGAGUGCCUCUCCAGAGUCCUGUCGCUGUUGCACCCCAGGAAUGCGGAGACCAAGGAAUCCUUGGAGGUACUUCACGCCUCCCUGGGAGAGGACCUUGGCAUCCUCUGGAAAGUCGAUUUAUGGCUACCAAUCUUGAUCCUCUUUGAUCUGCAUGUGAGCUCCCUGGUGGGGGCGGCAGAGGUCCGUGUGGAUACCCUGACUGUGCUCGGCAGUGCCGAGAGCUGUACCGUCAGUUUUCACGGGGUGGCGCUAGCCCUGGUGAAGAGCGUCACGGAAAAGAUGCAGGCCUGCUGCAAAGCCCCGGCUAUCCCGAACCCCGUGGCCAGCCUCUCUGCGUUGUCCGUCACAUAUCGUAGCAGCAUUUGUUUCUUGGAGGUGCAGUGCGGAGAAAGCCUGGGCAUCCUGUGGAGCCCACCUGACCACAUGUACCUGUUUCAUCACUUCCUGGCUACCCUGCAGUGUUACAAAAUGCUCCAGGGCAUGCUGCAGACCACACGUGCCCCGGCCCUUCAGGGCCCCGAAGGUACAGACGAGGCUUCCGGAACAGAGGGCUUCCCCUCCAAGAGGUUCCUCGGCCUCACGCUGGAGCUGAGCUCCCUUAAGGUGACGGCCUUUGUCUCCGAGAUCCACUACCUGAGCCUGGCGGCCGAGCGGGUCCAGGUGAACCGGCAUGGCGCCUCCCUCCACGCCUACUGCCCAGGCCUCGCCGCAGGCUUUGAUGGCAACGGCAUCUUCGCCUUCAAGGAGGUGGAAGUGCAGGCCUUGCCCGAACUGGAAGAGAUGAUACUGCACCGCGGGCCCUUCCCCGCGUUGACUUCCUUGCGUAACCGCGCCUGGGUCUUCUCCUGCUCCAGCGUGGCCGUGGAGUUUCCCUACCAGUACGACUUCUCCGCCACUCUGGACGAGGCGCUGGGCGUGCAGAAGUGGCUGAAGGGCCUCCACUACGCCAACCGGGACGCCGACCGCGAGCCGGUGCUGCCGCCGGAUCUCCUCCUGAAGGUCCGGCAGUUCUCCUGGGUCUUCCUGGACGACGUCUUCGAGGUGAAGCUGCGGGACAACUACGAGCUGAUGAAGGACGAGAGCAAGGAGAGCGCCAAGCGCCUGGCCCUGCUGGACGCCAAGGUGGCCGCCCUGCGCAAGCAGCACGGGGAGCUGCUGCCGGCCCGCAAGAUUGAGGAGCUGUACGCCUCUCUGGAGAAGAAGAACAUUGAGAUCUACAUCCAGCGCUCCCACCGCCUCUACGGCAACACGCCCAUGCGCAAGGCCCUGCUCACCUGGACCUUGUCCGAUCUCGAGCUGGUGGCCUUGGCCGACCAGUCCUUCCACGGGGCGGAACGUGUCCUGCAGCAGGUCCGGGAGCUGGAUGAUGUCAGCCCCUUCCCUCCUGAAGGCCUGGAGCUUAUCACCCACUGGUGCCGCAUGGUCAAAGGCAGCGUCAAGACCUUCCUUGUGCGUAUCCGGGAUUACCCCCGCUACUUGUUUGAGAUCCGAGACUGGAGCCUGUCUGGGCGACUGGCGGGAGCCGAGCAACGGGGUCCGCCGUGUUCUCGCCGGCGGCAAGUGCUGCAGCUUGGGGCGCCGUGGGGGGACGUGACCGUGGAGAGGAACUUGCCCCCCUUGAAAUUUUACCAUGACUUCCACUCUGAGGUGUUCCAGUACACCAUUGUGUGGGGGCCGUGCUGGGACCCUGCCUGGACGCUCAUCGGGCAAGCCGUCGACCUGCUGGCCAAGCCCUCGGAUGACCCCAGCCCUCCGCUGCCCUGGUGGGACAAGAGCCGCCUACUUUUCCACGGCAACUGGCGCAUGGAGAUCGAGCAGGCCAAUCUCCACCAGGUGGCCACGGAGGACCCUUACAACACCACUGAGAACAUGCACUGGGAGUGGAGCCGUCUUUCCUUUCAUUGGACGCCCAGCCAGUUUGUCUUCCGGGGAGACUUGGAUGUGAAUGUCCGCACAGCCUCCAAAUACGACGACUGCUGCUUCCUCCAUCUGCCCCAGCUGUGCAUGACGCUGGAUCUGACGUGGUUGUGCCACGGGAACCCCCACGACCACCACAGCGUGGAAGCGCGCCCCUGAACUCGUGCCUGAAGCGCCUCAGGGCUGGCAGCACGCAUUCCCACCGGCGCGUUUCCGGCCCGCAGCCUCAACCUCUCCAUCCGCAUGGAUCUGACGCGGCACAGCGGGGAGCCCUCCCAGCCCCGCAUCCUGCUCUACAGCAGCACCCUCCGCUGGAUGCAGAACUUCUGGGCCAUCUGGACCAGCGUCACCCGGCCCAUCUGCCGCGGGAAGCUCUUCGGCAACAUGAAGCCCAGCAAAAAGAAGCUGGGGCAGCACUACCGGCAGCUCUCCUUCACCGCCCGCUUCCCCAAGCUCCAGGUGCAUUAUUGGGCCUCCUUCGCCCAGCAACGUGGCAUCCAACUGGAAUGUGCCCAGGGGCACAUCUUCACUCGUGGCACCCAGCGGCUCAUUCCCCAGGCUGGCACCGUGAUGCGGCGCCUCAUCUCCGAGUGGAGCAUCACCCAGAUGGUAAGCGACUUGAGCCUGGUCACGGUGCACCUGAUGGCCUCCACCUGCGACGAGAACGCAGACCACCGCCUCGACCUGCUGGUGAAGAAGACCCACCUGUUGAGUCUCUCGUCCCUCACCUAUCAGCGCCACAGUGCCCGCACGGCCGAGGAGCCGUUUCUCACAAGGGAUGGAGACCCACGCCUUUCACACUCUCACCAGCUGUAAGCAGUUGGUCUCAUGUGGCUCUCCCUGAAUCACCAGUCUAAAUCAGACAAUUUUGGCCUCUACGAUGGCUACAAGAAGGCCGCAGUGCUCAAGCGCAACCUCUCCACGGAGGCGAUGAAAGGCCUCAAGAUUGACACCCAGCUGCCCACCAAGAAGCUCAAGCGGGGGCCACUCCCCAGCCCUCAGCCUCCGCUGCGUGCCAGCCACAACCGGACAGAGCGAAGCCCCUCUGGAGGCGCCUACAUGCUGCAGAAGCUCAUUGAAGAGACGGACAAGUUCGUGGUCUUCACGGAGGAGGAGUCCGGGGUGAAAUAAUGAAGUUUAAGUGGAUCGUCACCUGCCAAGAUCCACUCCAUUAUCUUCAACCGCAACUGCCUUAUUGAACUCGUCAACUGCCAGAUGGUCCUUCGCGGAGCGGAGACGGAGGGCUGCGUGAUCGUCUCGGCCGCCAAGGCCCAGCUGCUCCAGUGCCAGCACCACCCGGCCUGGUAUGGGGAUACGCUCAAGCAGAAGACCUCCUGGACGUGCCUGCUGGAUGGGAUGCAGUACUUCGCCACCACUGAAAGCAGCCCUUCGGAGCACGAGGAUAUGCAGCUCUGGCUGGAGGUCAAGAACAUCGAGGAGCACCGACAGCGAAGCCUGGACUCUGUGCAGGAGCUGAUGGAAAGCGGGCAAGCGGUGGGUGGAAUGGUGAGCACUACCACAGACUGGAACCAGCCCCACGAGGUUCAGCCGACGCAGCAAGUCCAGCGGAUCAUCUCGCGUUGCAGCUGCCGGAUGUACUACAUCAGCUACAGCCACGACAUCAACCCGGAGUUGGCCGCCCAGAUCCAGCCGCCCCAGCUGCCUGCGAACCAGGACAAGGACGACUUGCUCAAGAAGCAGGAGGGGGCUGCGGAUACCUUCACUCUCAUCCACCAUGACCUGGAGAUCUCCACCAAUCCCGCCCAGUAUGCCAUGAUCCUUGAUAUCGUCAACAACCUCCUGCUGCACGUGGAGCCCAAGCGCAAGGAGCACAGCGAGAAAAAGCAGCGCGUCCGCUUCCAACUGGAGAUCUCCAGCAACCCCGAGGAGCAGCGCAGCAGCAUUCUGCACCUGCAGGAGGCCGUCCGCCAGCACGUGGCUCACAUCCGGCACCUGGAGAAGCAGAUGUACUCCAACAUGAAGUCCCUGCAGGGCGACAGCAGGAACGAGGCUCUGCUGGAGGCCAAUCAGCAGCUGCAGCAGCAACUAAGCAGGGAAAAGGCGGAACUCCAGCGGGAGAGCGAGGAGCUGAAUAUCCUCAUCAGGUGCUUUAAAGAUUUCCAGCUUCAACGUGCCAACAAGAUGGAACUGCGCAAGCAACCGGAGGACGUCAGCGUGGCCCGGCGCACCGAGUUCUACUUCGCCCAAGCCCGAUGGCGCCUCACCGAAGAGGACGGGCAGCUGGGCAUUGCCGAGCUGGAACUCCAGCGCUUCCUUUACAGCAAGGUGAACAAGUCGGAUGACACCGCUGAGCACCUCCUGGAACUGGGCUGGGUCACCAUGAACAACCUUCUGCCCAACGCUAUUUACAAGGUGGUGUUGCGACCUCAGAGCGCGUGCCAGUCUGGCCGCCAGCUGGCUCUGCGGAUCUUCAGCAAAGUCCGGCCCCCGGUGGGAGGCAUUUCCAUCAAAGAGCACUUUGAGGUCAACGUGGUGCCCCUCACCAUUCAGUUGACACACCAGUUCUUCCAGCGGAUGAUGGGUUUCUUCUUCCCGGGACGCAACGUGGAAGAGGAGGAGGUGGGGGACGAGGAGGACAAGUCGAAACUGGUGACCACAGGAAUGCCGGUGGUGAAGCCGCGGCAACUGAUGGUCUCCGAAGACUCACUGGGGCCGGGGAAAGGCAUGGCUCAGGGGCUGAACCGGACGUCUGGGGUUAGGCGCUCAUUCCGCAAGACGCCCGAGCACCCCGUGGAUGACAUUGACAAAAUGAAGGAGCGAGCCGCCAUGAACAACUCAUUCAUCUACAUCAAGAUCCCCCAAGUGCCGUUGUGCGUCAGCUAUAAGGGGGAGAAGAGCAGCGUGGACUGGGGGGACCUGAACCUGGUGCUGCCGUUCUUGGAAUAUCACAACAACACGUGGACGUGGCUGGACUUCGCCAUGGCAGUGAAGCGCGACAGCCGCAAAGCCUUGGUAGCGCAGGUCAUCAAAGAGAAGCUGCGUCUCAAGCCGGCCACAGGUUCGGAGUCCCGGGGCAAGCAAGAGAACAAGCUGGAAGGCCAUAUCCAGCAGCAGGAAGAAGACGAGAAGGCCCGGCUGCUGAUCGGCUUGAGCGUCGGCGAGAAAAACCCUGGCAAGAAAUCCAUUUUCAGCAGGCACAAAUGAAAUUGCACACGCAUUCCAUCCCGGCUGGCCAGGGAAGGAGGGAAAGACGGACGUGUCCAGUAACUGACUGUGUUCCCCCCGACCACCCGAGGUCCAAAGACUCAGCCGCACUCAAAGAAGCUCGGCUUGGCUCCAGCAGUGGACCUGGAGGCGGAAGCCACACGUGCUGGGCGGGCAGACUGGCCUGUCGGUGUUGCCAGAGUCUUCCCGCAGCAGGUCAGGCAGGCGGCUUUACGAAUUGUUGGUUGGGAAACGGGGAGCAGAAGAGUUUAAAUAAGAGAGUUUAUUAUUUGGA